Messenger RNA from Asparagus officinalis (garden asparagus), 2028 nucleotides. RefSeq names its product receptor like protein 30-like. The coding region runs from base 1 to 2028 and encodes 675 amino acids. NCBI's taxonomy places the organism in Eukaryota, Viridiplantae, Streptophyta, Magnoliopsida, Asparagales, Asparagaceae. Gene Ontology annotation, molecular function: protein binding. The record is from RefSeq and is a predicted model, not a curated record. The transcript has 5 exons.
AUGGGGGCUAGGAUCAUUACUCUUCUGAUUCUAUUUCCUUUGGUUCUCUGCACUACAACGGUCGAGUUUAGUUCAAACAAAGCAAAUACGAGUACUGCUUGCAUACAGAACGAGAGAGCUUCUCUUCUCAAGUUCAAGCGGAGCCUGACAGAUCCUGAGAAUAGGUUAUCCUCUUGGGUUGGACGAGACUGCUACAAAUGGGCUGGAGUUCGCUGCAGCAACCGAACAGGUCAUGUCACCAAACUCCAACUUCGCAAUCCCUUUGCCUAUCACUAUUAUCAGUACCUGGGAGGUGAAAUCAGUCCCGCUUUACUUGAACUGAAAUAUUUGAGAUACCUGGAUUUGAUGGUCAAAGCAUCCCAAAAUUCCUCGCUAGGGAGCCUCACAAAUUUGCAAUAUCUUGAUCUCAGUUGGCACUACAACCGGCCCCCUUAUCGAAAUGUUGAUAACAUUGACUGGCUUUCUAACCUUUCUUCUCUUCAGUACCUUGACAUGUCUGGCAUAAACCUCACGAAGGUUGAUAUUUUUAAUGCAAUAACCAAACUUUCUUCUUUAUCAGUGCUACACCUGUCGAAUUGCAAUCUCAAGUCUAUUCCUGUUGUUCUUCCUUAUGUUAAUCUCACAUAUCUAUCAACUAUUGACAUCUCUGAGAACGAUGUAAGCUCUAUGAUUCCAAAUUGGCUCCUUGGUAUGCAUAACCUUGUCUCUUACAAUGGAAUCAGCACAGACAUCUCGAAGCUAAUAAGAGAUUUGUCCGGUUGUGCAAGGUACAGCUUACAAAGAUUGAAAUUCCAUAACAAUCUUCUCCAUGGGAAACUUCCGGAUGGGCUAGCAAUGUUCAGCAAUCUAACAGAACUCCAUGCCUAUAACAACUUUCUUUCUGGCUGCAUUCCUGAAUCAAUUGGAAGUUUGUCAUCAUCAUUGAUGUAUCUGUAUCUUGCCAAUAACCGAUUGGAAGACCCCAUUCCAGAAGCUGUUGGGGAGCUCUCAGAGCUAGUGGUUCUCGACCUUAGCUUCAAUCCAUUAGGAGGUCUAAUUUCUAAUUCACACUUUGCUAAAAUGACAAAGUUAGAGGCAAUAUUUCUGUCAUCAAGUUCUGUAACUGUUAACAUGAGCUCAGACUGGACUCCCCAUUUCCAGCUUAAAAAUAUUCGUAUGGGCUCCUGUGUACUAGGACCAGAAUUUCCCACAUGGCUUAAAGCACAGAGAAACAAAUGUCUAAUGCAAGCAUUUCAGCUACUGUACCUGACUGGAAAUCUUCUUACGGGUAGAAUUCCGCCAUCCAUCUGUAAGAUGCCUUAUUUGGGUGUUCUUGAUCUAUCAAAUAAUCUCUUAUCAGGAGAAAUCCCUCAAUGCUCCAAGAUGCAGUUAUCAGCUAUUAACUUUCAUUACACUUGGGAAACAACAAGCUACAUGGGAAAACACCGUCUUUGGAAAAUUGUAUGGAAACUUAAAGGGAACAUUCCCGUAUGGAUAGAACGGUUAUCAUCACUGAGGAUGCUUCGCCUACGAUCCAAUGUGCUUGAAGGAAGCAUCCCUGAACAGUUAUCGCUUCUUGAAAAUCUGCAAGUCUUGGAUUUAGCAGAUAAUAAUCUUUCAGGCACAAUACCUCAAUGGCUUGGCAAUCUGACUGCCAUGUCCUCAUCAGAGCAAACGAUCAUCAAGCUUUUUAAGUCCUACAAAGCUACUACAUUUUUAGACCAUGAAGAGGUAAAUCUUUCUCUGCUAUAUGAAGUUGGUUUGUAUGUGAACUUAUCUGGGAAUCAAUUACAUGGAAGGAUUCCACAGAAGAUCGAUUAUCUUCAUCAGCUCGAGUCUCUUGAUCUCUCGAGAAAUCAACUGUCUGGUGAGAUUCCGUCAAGCAUUUCCUCUUUAGCUAUUAUAAAUCACUUGAACUUGUCAUAUAACAACUUACGGGGAAGGAUUCCAAGUGGUAACCAACUUCAAACUUUAAAUGAUCCAUCUAUCUAUGAUGGAAACCGUUUGUUGGGAAAGAUUGACAAAUCCCAGAAUAAUUUCCCCAACUAA